ACCGCUGUCAUGAGGGUGGGGCUUCAUAUAAGAUCGGAGACACCUGGAAGAGACCCCACGAAACAGGAGGCUACGUGUUGGAGUGUGUGUGUCUGGGUAAUGGGAAGGGAGAGUGGACCUGCAAACCUGUGGCGGAGCGUUGUUAUGACAACUUGGCGGGAACCUCCUAUGUUGUCGGGGAGACUUGGGAGAAGCCAUACCAGGGAUGGAUGGUGGUGGACUGCACCUGUUUGGGAGAGGGAAGUGGACGCACCACAUGCACCUCCAGAAAUCGCUGUAACGACCUGGAUACUGUGACCUCUUACCGUAUUGGGGAUACCUGGACAAAGACAGACGCCCGAGGCCACUCACUCCAGUGUCUGUGCACUGGGAACGGACGAGGGGAGUGGAAGUGUGAGCGAUAUGCUUCACUUCACACCACUGGCCUGGGUACUGGCUCUCGUGUGAUCACUAACAUCCAGCCUGCAGUCUACCAACCUACCAGUGUUUCUGAGGUUCCCCAGGAAGGACCCUGUCGAACGGAUGCAGGACUUUCUUACUUCAUUGGCCAACGCUGGAUGAAGAACCAGGGAGCCAAGCAGUUGAUCUGUACCUGUCUUGGGAAUGGAAUCAGCUGUGUGCAGUGGGAUGGACCUUCUCCAGUGUAUGGUGGCAACUCCGGAGGUCAGCCCUGUGUGUUUCCCUUUGUCUACAAGGGCAAUACCUACCACUCCUGUAUCUCUGAUGGGCGCAGUGAUGGACAGCUCUGGUGUUCCACCUCUUCUGACUAUGAGACAGAACAGAAAUAUUCUUUCUGUACUGAGAAAAAUGUAAUGGUGGUGACACGAGGCGGUAAUUCAAAUGGUGCUCUGUGCCAGUUCCCCUACCUCUAUAAUGGAAGAAACUACACGGACUGUACUGCUGAUGGACGUAGAGACGGCAUGAAGUGGUGUGGCACAACAACAGACUAUGAUGCAGAACAUCGCUUUGGCUUCUGUCCUAUGGCUGCCCAUGAAGAAGUGUGUACAACCAAUGAAGGGGUGAUGUACCGUGUGGGAGACCAGUGGGACAAACGGCACGAAGUUCUGGGUCACAUGAUGCGUUGUACAUGCGUCGGCAAUGGCAGAGGAGAAUGGAGUUGUGUUGCUUACUCCCAACUUAAAGACCAGUGUGUUGUAGAUAGUUUGACCUAUGAGGUGAACCAAACCUUCACCAAACAACACGAGGAGGGUUACACCAUGAACUGCACUUGCUUUGGACAGGGACGUGGGCGCUGGAAGUGUGAUGCCAUCGAUCAGUGCCAGGAACCGGAGACGAGAGCCUUCUAUAAGAUCGGAGAGUCUUGGGAUAAAGUCAUCCAAGGAGUCCUGUACAAGUGCUACUGCUAUGGCAACGGCAUCGGAGAGCUCAGCUGCGAGCCCCAGCAGUCCUACCCCGGUGGUACCCGUCCUGUCCAGGUGAUCAUAACUGAGUCUGGCAACCAACCCAACUCCCACCCUAUUCAGUGGAACGCCCCACAGUCUGCCCACAUCACCCAGUACAUCCUCAAAUGGAAAGUGAAAAACACUAAUAACCCAUGGAGAGAGGUGCUGAUCCCCGGCCACCUGAACUCCUACACCAUCUCAGGGCUGAAGUCGGGCAUCACCUACGAGGGUCAACUGAUCAGUGUGCUGCGGUUUGGACGCCGAGAAAUCACCCGCUUUGACUUCACCACCAAUUAUGGAUCAUUGGCGACAUCAGAAGGCGAGACCGACCUGCUUCCGGCUGAGAUUGACACCUCAGAGUCGGUGACUGAAAUUACCUCCAGCAGCUUUGUCAUCUCCUGGGUUUCCGCCUCCGACACGGUGUCUGGUUUUAGAGUGGAGUAUGAGCUCAGUGAGGAGGGACGGGCGACUGGGGAACCCCUGGUGCUAGACCUGCCCCACACGGCUACCUCAGUGAACAUUAAUGAGCUUCUGCCUGGGAGGAAGUACACUGUUAACGUCUAUGAGGUUACAGGAACCGGAGAUGACAACCUCAUUCUCUCUACUACACAAACCACAGCACCUGAUGCUCCUGUUGAUCAUGAAGUGGAUGCGGUGGGAGAAACUUCCAUCAAGAUCAGCUGGGAAAAACCAGUGGCUCCAAUCACUGGCUAUCGUGUGGUCUACACGCCUUCACUAGAAGGUGAAAGCACUGAACUGACUCUCCCUGACACGGCAACAUCUGUGACACUGAGUGACCUCCUACCUGGGAAGCUGUACAACAUCAGUAUCUACUCUGUGGAAGACAGCCUGGAGAGCAAGCCUCUCUUUGUACAGGUCAACACCGCUGGAAAUCCACUGCCUGAGGUUCCUUCUCCUACAGACCUGCAGUUCUUCGAGGUGACGGACAACAAAAUAGUUCUGACCUGGACCGGCCCAACCGGCUCCAUCUCUGAUUACCGGGUUACCGCUCUCCCUGUGGAGGAGGGACACGAUUCGAUUUCGAUGCUGAUAACUCUUCCUGUAACACAACACGCCUACAUGGAAGUUACUAACCUAGUUCCAGGAAAACUGCACCGCUUCAGUGUCUACACCCUUCAAGGCAGAGAGGAGAGUCUACCACUUAUUGGGGAGCAAACCACUAAGCCUGAAGCUCCGAGAUAUAUCCGUUUCACCGAGGUGACUGAGGACAAUGCUGUGAUGAUGUGGUCCGCCCCUCAUGGUAAAAUCUCCGGCUACCGCCUCUUCCUCACUGUGGAGGGCUCCAACCCCAAGCAGCUGCGCCUGCCCGCCCGCCUCUCUCAGUACACCCUCCUGAACCUGAGGCCUGCUACCAAGUACACUGCUACAUUACAUUCAGAGCAGGACAACACACUGAGUAGAGGAGAGAGCGCUGUGUUUACCACCAAACUGCCUGGUACGAAGUACACUGGGAACGUCUUUGAGGUUACAGAUAAAGCCCCUGAUGCUCCUGCUGAUUAUGAAGUGGGCACGGUGGGAGAAACUUCCAUCAUGAUCAGCUGGGAAAAACCAGUGGCUCCAAUCACUGGCUAUCGUGUGGUCUACACGCCUUCACUAGAAGGUGAAAGCACUGAACUGACUCUCCCUGACACGGCAACAUCUGUGACACUGAGUGACCUCCUACCUGGGAAGCUGUACAACAUCAGUAUCUACUCUGUGGAGGACAGCCUGGAGAGCGAACCUCUCUUUGUACAGGUCAACACUGCUGGAAAUCCACUGCCUGGUAAAAGACUGUUGUUAAGAAAAGCUUAA
Molecule: messenger RNA, 3215 nt
Organism: Notothenia coriiceps (black rockcod)
Lineage: Eukaryota; Metazoa; Chordata; Actinopteri; Perciformes; Nototheniidae
Product: fibronectin-like
Exons: 20
Biological process (GO): nervous system development; cell-matrix adhesion; heart development
Cellular component (GO): extracellular region
Molecular function (GO): extracellular matrix structural constituent; proteoglycan binding; integrin binding
Source: RefSeq, a predicted model, not a curated record